Sorex fumeus (smoky shrew) is the source of this 936-nucleotide messenger RNA. Its product is annotated as olfactory receptor 4D11. Gene Ontology annotation, biological process: G protein-coupled receptor signaling pathway. NCBI's taxonomy places the organism in Eukaryota, Metazoa, Chordata, Mammalia, Eulipotyphla, Soricidae. Gene Ontology annotation, cellular component: membrane. The coding region runs from base 1 to 936 and encodes 311 amino acids. The transcript has a single exon. Gene Ontology annotation, molecular function: olfactory receptor activity; G protein-coupled receptor activity. The record is from RefSeq and is a predicted model, not a curated record.
AUGGAGUUGGGAAAUGGCACCAGAGUAAAAGAAUUUAUAUUUCUGGGAAUUACCCAGUCCCAAGAUCUGAGCUUGAUCUUGUUUCUUUUUCUGGCUCUUGUAUACAUGACAACUCUGCUGGGAAACCUCCUCAUCCUGGUCACCGUCACCUGUGAGUCUCGCCUUCACACCCCCAUGUACUUCCUGCUCCGCAAUCUCGCCAUCCUUGACAUCUGCUUCUCCUCCAUCACUGCUCCCAAGGUCUUGGUGGACCUCCUGUCAAAGAGAAAGACCAUCUCCUACGCAAACUGCAUGACACAGAUAUUCUUCUUCCAUCUCCUUGGUGGGGCAGAUAUUUUCUCUCUCUCUGUGAUGGCCCUUGAUCGCUACAUGGCCAUCUCCAAGCCCUUGCAUUAUGUGACCAUCAUGAGCAGGGAGCGAUGUUUCGCCCUCAUUGCGGCCUCCUGGGUGGGGGGCUUUGUCCAUUCCAUUGUGCAGAUUUCCCUGUUAGUCCCCCUCCCCUUCUGUGGACCCAAUGUUGUGGACGGUUUCUACUGCGAUGUCCCCCAGAUCCUGAAACUUGCCUGCACUAAUACCUUUGCUCUUGAGAUCUUAAUGAUUUCCAACAAUGGCUUGAUUGUUGUCCUGUGGUUUGUCUUCCUGCUAGUGUCUUAUAUGUUCAUCCUCAUGUUGCUGAGGUCUCAGGCAGGGGAAGGCAGAAAGAAAGCCCUCUCCACCUGCACCUCCCACAUUAUUGUAGUGACUCUGCACUUUGUACCCUGCAUCUAUGUCUAUGCCCGGCCCUUCACUGCCCUCCCCUCUGAUAAGGUCAUCACUGUCACCUUCACUGUCAUCUCCCCUCUUCUAAAUCCCUUGAUCUAUACUCUGAGGAAUCAGGAGAUGAAGACAGCCAUGAGAAAACUUAAAAGUAGUGCCUUCUUGGGCCUGGAGCGAUAG